Molecule: messenger RNA, 1912 nt
Organism: Macrobrachium nipponense
Lineage: Eukaryota; Metazoa; Arthropoda; Malacostraca; Decapoda; Palaemonidae
Cellular component (GO): endoplasmic reticulum; membrane
Molecular function (GO): chloride channel activity
Source: RefSeq, a predicted model, not a curated record
CUUCUGUUCUUCAUUUGUUGUAUGUGGCACUGGCGACAUAUGCAUAAGGUAGCUGAAUCUCGACGACAUGCCCAGAUGAUGAAACGAGGUUUUACUGAUAUUCCUGAAGAGUGCAAACCGGGAGUGCAGGCUGCAAAGUACAGCGCUUGGGAGUGGAUAAAAGUUAGGGUGUUUGGGGCCCCAGAUGUAUGUGAAAAGUACUUUGAGGAGAUUAUGGUAGAUCCAAGUGAAGAAAUUACUCCUGCGAUGGUAAUAGCAGAGACAUUAGCAAAAUUUGUUUUGCAGCCUCUACAGCAUUUGGGAUCUGAGAGUGCAAAAUUCCUCACAAAUUUUUAUCAAAACGUACCAGUUGUAUACCAUGUGCCAGCCACAAUAUUCUUCAUUGUCCUCCUAAUUAUCAUUUUAUUUGCCUUUUGUGGGUAUGGCAUAGAUUUUCCUCUGUGGAUGGGAGGAAUUCGUCCCAUAUACAGAACUGAAAUGGCAGAUACAUCAGAUGUAGAUAGAAUUACUAAAGAGGCAAUUGCUCAACUAAAAAGUGAUCGUGAAAAGUUCAUGACAGAGUCUCGCAUGAUGCUCUCAGAUAUUGCACAAGCAGCAGUAACUUCCCAGGCCCAGGCAGGAAUACAGCCUUUGCUAAUGAUGUCUUCUACAAUAAUAGAGUCCCAGCUAGAAAAGCUUAUUGCUCGUCAGUUAUCUCAGGUUGUUUCUCAAACAUUUCAUAACAAUACUUCAGUGGACACUGGGCAUUCCUCACAAGGCAAUGUUACUCCUCAAAAUGAAGAUAAUGUUUUCACAAUCACAUCCACUCCAUUGAGAAAGUGUGAGAAACUUCAGAUAACUGACAAUGAUUUCAACAGCGGUGAGGAGUUAGAGACAGUUGGAGAAAAAAAGUUGCUAAGGCCAGAAGAUGGAGCAAGUUCUCUGGUGGCUACUACAGAUGCAGUUCACUACAGAUUAAAGGGGACUGGUCGUAAAGGUGCCUUAGUGCCUAAGGGGGGAAGUUCUUCAACACCGGGGGCAUCAAGUGAGACAAGUGCAACUGAGGUAUCAUGGUCAAAGGGGAGGAAGAAUACUUCCAAAAAUCAAUCUCAAGAUAUCCAUAGUAAAAAUACCAUAGAAUUGGAAUCACCUGCUCAUAGCUCAGAAGUGUCAAGUAGCCAUUCAUUAUAUAAUGUGUCAAGUGAUGAUUCUGGUGCAGGGGAAAAUUUUUAUAACAGAGUUAAGAGUAUUUUGGAGGACUCGGCAAACUCUAGUAUUAAUGCAGAAAACAGCAAUAUUAGUUGUGACAGUGAACACAGAGUACUGGAUGUUAAUGAAGGUAGAUCGAUGAGAAGUGAAGAAUUAGAACUUAGUAAUUCAGGUGUUAGAUUCCUGAAAAAGAUAAAAAAGGUAAUGACGCCAUAAGACUUCUAAUUAUUGUCAGAAUUUUAACCGUAUUGUAUUCCAUUGUGAACAAAUAUUUUUCCUUAAUUCAGUUGCAAAAGUAUUCGGCAUAACCAAGAAUAAAAGGCAAAACUGGUUGUUUUAUACUUGUAAACAACAAUAUAUUUCUGUUAGUGUAAAGUUGACCUGUGAUGCUUUUUUUUUAUAAUAUGUAUGCACUUAUAUUACACUGCAAUAGCCCUUCAACUUGUCAGAUUCUUCUGGAGUCUGGCUUUCUGAUAAGUAACAAAGACCCAUGCUGACAUUAAUUCCAAUUACUCUGUAGCCUAAAGUGUACUUUACUUUUUAACAUUAGAUUAAAGAGAAUUAUCCCAACCUGUAUCAUGCCUAAGAAGGUAGCAUCCAAAAUGAAACAUGGUCCUGUUAUGUAGCAAAGUACAGAGGAGAUCUGUUAAGUUGAGGUGUUACUUGUAGUUUUAGCAUAAAUCAGAAUUCCUAAUGAUUAAUAUAAUUCAAGUGAAAUAUGCAC